Messenger RNA from Cervus elaphus (red deer), 1124 nucleotides. RefSeq lists its product as uncharacterized. Lineage: Eukaryota; Metazoa; Chordata; Mammalia; Artiodactyla; Cervidae. The transcript is spliced from 6 exons. The record is from RefSeq and is a predicted model, not a curated record. Bases 1 to 813 code for a protein of 270 amino acids.
AUGUGUAUCCACGGGAAAAUCCUCAGUUACAGUAUUUUGGUGUCAGCUGUCCCCAAGUGGGCCGACACCGCCUCCUCGCGGGGAGGGCGGCGACAGUCCUUGCCUUGGUCCUGCGCCGCCGCCUCUCCAGGACUCCCGAGCCCUCUCCCGCGGGGACCCUCGCCCUCCUCGCACCCCGUGAGCUCGCCCGCCGCCGCUUCGAGUGCGUCCAGCAGCAGAAAAGUGUCCUCCGCGGGCUCGUACACGUCGCUGAAGGCGCCGUGGCCCACAUGCCCGUACAGCGGCGUGGGGAAGCUGGGCGCCGCCAUCUUUUCCUCUUCCGGCCGGCGCGCGUGCGCCAAAGUUGCGCAUGCAAAUUUCCUGGGAUUCAACCGAGAAUGGAUCAGCAGGGUUGUAAGUGUAUUAACAGAAUCUCAGAAGAUGGUUAAGCUGAAAAGACAGCCUUCAAAAGACUGCAUUCCAGCAAGAUCAAUUAACAGUUUAUUCCAUCAGCCAUGGGGUGUGACCGAGACCCAGACAUCAUCUGUCAGUAAGUCUAACAGAGGCAGUUUUUCCAGAAGCAGUGGAAGAGACUGCGGGUUGAUUUGUUUUCUUCCAGUGAAACACCAGAUGGAUUCUGUGACUGGCUUUGGAAGGGCCACUUGUAUGGACAACACCUGUCUUCAGACACUGAAAUCACACGCAGGAAGUUGCGUGAGUGGGGGCUCCUCUCUGGCGGCGAUGGAGCGCUUCUCCUUCCGACUGGAACCUGGGGACAGGAGUCGACGAAAAGAAGGUGAAGAAAAGAAGGACGCGGGGGACCCAAGUCUCUAGUGGAACAAGGGUGCUUUAUUCAUGGCGGCGUGUGCUUAUAUAUUGUUAUACAAGGAAGCUUUAGGCAGAAAAAUAAAGUUGAGCAAAAACACCGAAACCAAAUGCAUAACAACAUUAACUAAGGGAAUAACAAUCGUCAUGGGGCCAGAAGACAAUCCAUGUAUUGGAAAUAGGAACAUGACUAAGUAGUUUUACAGAAAAGUAAAAGGUUACUGAAAGGAAUCCACGUAUGCGUUCUGUCUCAUGACCUCAGUCCUGCUCGUUCCUGUUUUCCAGGAACUGAUAAGGAGCAGAGGGCCCUUGAGAAACAG